Electrophorus electricus (electric eel) is the source of this 1053-nucleotide messenger RNA. RefSeq names its product DEP domain-containing mTOR-interacting protein-like. Gene Ontology annotation, molecular function: guanyl-nucleotide exchange factor activity; GTPase activator activity; protein binding. Gene Ontology annotation, biological process: G protein-coupled receptor signaling pathway; regulation of signaling; positive regulation of GTPase activity. Gene Ontology annotation, cellular component: plasma membrane. NCBI's taxonomy places the organism in Eukaryota, Metazoa, Chordata, Actinopteri, Gymnotiformes, Gymnotidae. The record is from RefSeq and is a predicted model, not a curated record.
CACACACCUGAAACAGACCUACUCGUACACUCGCCACACAUUUCUGUGGCUCCGCACUUAUAGUUGAUGAAGUUAGGAGGGACAAGAGAAUGGGACCACGCGCAGCAGCUGAUCCAUCCAAACAGGAGAAGAUUGUGUCUAGGGGUCGUCAUGGUAGCAGGAGACAUGGUUAUCAGGACGAUUCUCCUGUACUUCAUAACCCAAAGUCAGUGUUAAAGAGGCAGGUGAGUCCAGAAGAGCUGCAAACACCUGGAGGAAAGUAUAUAAGCAGGACUUUCACUAUUGUUGGUGAUGCGGUGGGCUGGGGGUUUGUCGUGAGGGGCAGUAGCCCAUGUCACAUUCAGGCUGUUGACCCCAGUGGACCGGCUGCUGCUGUAGGAAUGAAGGUAUGUCAGUUUGUAGUAUCUGUAAAUGGACUGAACGUUUUGGAGCUGGACUAUAGGACAGUCAGCCACCUCAUCCUUACUGGACCACGCACCUUCGUCAUGGAGGUCAUGGAACCACUUGACCACUGAACUACUGAGGAAGCUACUGAAGGAAUGACUCUAGGAUGCCCAUAACCCCAUAUUCACAUUGGUUGUAAGGUGCUAGUGUAUUUACAGCAAUUUUCUCUAAGUCAAUAGUAACAUUAAAGAAAACUAUGUAAAGACAUGCAGUGAAAAUGAAGUUGCAGGCCAAAUGUCUCACAACCAUAGAAUUAGAAAAUGCUCAUGUGAACGACUCAGCAUGCACACUAAUAACUGGAGCUGGUCCAUCAAAGAAAGUUGCUCUAGAAGUAUUGCUGUGGAAAGACCCAAAGAGUUUACUACACUGCUAUAAAGUUUAUUUGCUUAUAUUGAAAGAAACAGGACACUGAUCAUUUGAAUAUUUGCCAUCUAUUCUCAGUUGUCUUAACUGUAGUCAAAGUAGACAAAUGUUUAAAAAAAAAAACUCUUUUCCUCUUAGCACUGACAGUGAACCAGGGUUUAACUUUAUUCAGUUUGUCUGUAGUGUACACUGCUCACUUCUCAGCUCAGGUCAAAUGAAGAUCACAUGUCAUGAGUGAAAAAAAGU